UACAAAUUGUGCUGAAUACAGUUCUUCGUGAUUUAAGACCAAAAGUGAAUACAGCAUAGAGUUAACUGCAAAUGUUAUUUACUGCGGUUAGACAAAGUGUGACGCCCGCUCCGUCCGCUCCUCGUGUGUGCCACGCCCCCUAAUUACCCACGUGUGAUUUCCUGAUCGUGCCCAGUCGUGUCUUGUUUCCUGCUGCCUUGUUUCAUGUAUUUAAGUUCCUGCUUUGUACUAACCCCUGUCUGUCAUUGAUGUUUGUUCGCGUGAGAUCCCCGUUGUUGAAAAAACCCCCAGUUUUUCCCGUAUCCCGCUUGCCUGCCUGCUCCUUCCGCACGAUCGCCGCUCUGCUCGCGAUCGCUGCCUUGUCUCCCGUGACACAAAGCUAGUUAGAUUAGUGUAUUAGGUUUGCAUGUCUGGCUACUUGUAUGUCAAGCAAAGUGUGAUCUAUUUACCAAGCGUAAUGUUUCAUAUUUGGUGGGAGGUCGAAUAUGUAAAAACUUCUUAAAAUUUCAUUUUCAUGCAUUGUUUUUUAUUGGUUAAAUUAGGGGAUUUUAACAAGAGGUUCUUCGAAUGUAUGCUUUUGAAAUUUGAUCUGUUCUAAACACCUCUGUGCUAUGUUAUCGGUGUGAUUUUACUGCACCACCAGGCAAUGAUCCUAAGAAAUUGUAACAUGCAUAUGUCCACAGAAAUGGGUGACUUGAUACAGUUUUUAAGACAAAGAAAUGUUCCAGAAGAAACAAUUGGAACAGGAAAAGAUUGAUGUCAGUGUCAUUCUACUGAUGACAGAUGAGCAACUGAAGACAUACUUGCCAUCUUAUGGAGAUCGUCUGGCCGUGCUUGGAUUUUGUAGGCGGCAGGAAGAUUGUCCCCAAACUCGCAAAUCAAAGCUUUUUGAUCGCCUAAAAUCCAAAUUAUCCAAAAAACAAAGAACUGAGGAAUAUGGAAAAGGCUCAACUCAAAAAUUGGUCACAAAAAAUGCGGAGAAAAGUGUAAGGAAGAUAGAAUUGGGGUGGAUGCAUUAUGAUGAUGAAGAAAAGGUUUUAAAACAAGUGAGAACAAGAAAAGGUGGGGGCACACGGAAAAUUGAUGUCUCAAAGGAUUCAAGCGAAGCAGAUUUGAUAAAAGAAGCGACAUGUCUCUUUUUUCUAAAUGGAAAGAAUGUGAAAGGGAACACCACAGAAUUUGAGUUUGACUUGAAAGACUAUCAGGAAAUGUCAGUGGAUGAAAGUGCAACAGUGGGGAAAUUGUACGAAGACACUAAAUUGCCACUUCUUAGGUUCUACUUGGCAACGAAAACAAAAAAUAGUACACAAAAUCAGGGGAAUGCAAAUGUAGAAUUUUCUGAAGAAAAUUUUUCAGGAUUUUGAGAGUUCCACCCCUUAUUAUAGAACAGUCAUCUCAUACAUCCCAAAAUGCAGAUGUACCAGAUGUUAUCUACAUUGGGAAUGAGAGAGACACUUCCAGCACCCAAAGCAUAUCUUUUCUUCACUCCACAGAGGUAGUGAGCACUGAACCAUUUACUUUGGAUCUUUUGGAAGACAGUAACGUAGUUACAUUCGUCACAGAUAAUCAUAGAGGCAUUACUGAGCAAAGCAUGGAUGACACACUGCCUAUGUCUCCUGAAAGUCAGAAAACACCAAGAAUUCUAGUUGUUCACCGUGGAAAUGUACUUCUUGAACUUAUUUCACAUUUUUCUGAUGAAAGUAUUCUAAGCAAAAAUGUGAAAAUCCAGCUUGUACUGCCAGAUGGACAUUUUGAGAUGGGACAUGAUGAUGGAGGAGUAGUAAGGGACUGUCUUUCUGAAUUCUGGCAUGACUUUUACGACCAGUGCACCAUGGGUAGUUCUUUGAAAUUGCCUUUUCUUCGUCACGAUUUUGGCCAAGCACAGUGGGAAAGUGUUGGCCGUAUAAUAGCUUUUGGAUGGCGGAAGGAAAAGUAUCUUCCUGUCAGACUAGCUCCAGUGAUUUUGGAACAAGCAGCCUCUGGGUAUAUCAAGAGUGAUUUAAUUGAAAAUUUCCUCAAGUUUGUUCCAGAAGGAGACCAAGCAGUUUUCGAAUCUUGGCGAUCAGACUUUGACAGUGUUGACAAGGAUGAAUUACUUGAGAUUUUGGAUAAUUACCUGUGUAGGAAAGGGCCAACAGCCAACAAUUUUGGAGAUAUCCUUCAAGAGCUAGCACACAAAAAGCUGCUCCAAGAACCUGCAUAUGUCAUUGAUCAGUGGGCAACCACACUUUCAACUGCUGGGCUAGAAAUUGAGCAGAUUUUAACAACUUACGAGUAUCUGCUUCCGACAAGCAGAAAAGUUGUGAAGUCCCUUUCCUUCCCAGAGGCACUGAACACCCAGGAGAAGGACAUUCAGAGGUAUGUAACUACAUAUGUGAGGGAGUCUGACCCGCAACGACUGUCGCUGUUUCUCAGAUUUUGCACAGGAUCUGAUUUAUUUCUUGGUAAAAUCAUUAGCAUUAUCUUUACGCAAAUAAAAGGCUUUCAGCGGAGACUUAUAGCGCAUACUUGUGGCUGUGUGUUGGAAUUGUCACUCCACUAUGACAGUUAUCCAGAUUUCAGAUCAGAGAUCAACAAAGUUCUGGAAUCAAAUGUAUGGGUAAUGGACAUUGUUUAAAAAGUUUGUGGUACUGAAAGUCCACUGUGACUUACGCAAAUGUGUACCAUGCAUGUCUUAAAAUGCACAAUGUAGUGUUUGUUAACUUUGUUCCAUGUAAAGUUUGAUUAUAUCAGUUACACCAUGGACACACAAUUGUGCACAUUUUGUAUUGAAACAUUUUACCUACACUGAGUGACUUUGUAGCCCUGAACCUUUAUCUUUUGUUUGAAUUAGACUUAUUUGUUUAAAGUGUCAACACCCAACAAAAAGGAGGAAAAGUUUAAAAAUCCAAAAGAAAAGGGUAAAUGCUAGUGUUAAUUCAGAUUAAUGCAAGUGUUCAGAUGUUUUAGACAUUUUAUGCUUAGGUGUCUUUUGAAUUCAAGAAGUUUAAUUUGAAUGUUCAGAUGUUUUAGACAUUUUAUUCUGAGAUUUUUUAUAUAUAUAAUUAUCGUUAUAAGAAACUUAUAUGUUUUGGUGCUGUGCACUUUAUUUUCACUCUAUACAGUUUAUUUCUGUUAAUGUAUUGGAUAUUGCACAGGAAUACAUUAAAACAAAGUAAUUUAAGACAAAAAAUGGACUAAUAAACAGUGUUUGGACUAAUAAAUAAU
Messenger RNA from Brienomyrus brachyistius, 3207 nucleotides. RefSeq lists its product as uncharacterized. Lineage: Eukaryota; Metazoa; Chordata; Actinopteri; Osteoglossiformes; Mormyridae. The record is from RefSeq and is a predicted model, not a curated record. The coding region runs from base 1592 to 2617 and encodes 341 amino acids. The transcript is spliced from 2 exons. Gene Ontology annotation, molecular function: ubiquitin-protein transferase activity.